AUGUCCUCAAGCUCGGGGACGCCAUACAUCUUCUCCCCGGCAGAUCACAGCCAUCUGAUCCCUUACCUUGCAGCGUUGCAUGCUGCCUGUAUCAGCUCAGAUCGGACCCUCGCCACCUUCUUACCGCCGCUGUCACACGAAAAGCUGCUGAGCUGGUGGAAGGACUGCAUAGCAGAGGUGACCGCCGGAACCCGGAUGAUGCUGAUCCUCCUUGAUGAAUCCGAGCCGGGAGGCAAGCCCAAGGGAACCGAGCUUAUGGGCGUUGUCAUGCUGUUGAUGCCCUAUUCGGAGACUGGUCCGUUCCGCGGCUUCGUCGAGAAGCUCCUCAUCAGUCCCAAAUUCCGUCGGCGAGGUGGUGCCCGGAUGUUGAUGAGUGCGUUGGAGGGCGAGGCGGUUCGGCGAGGACGAACACUGCUGAUGGUUGACACUGAAGCUGGCAGCCCGGGAGAAGACGUUUACAGAAAGUUCGGAUACGUCGAGGUUGGCAGGAUUCCUAACUACGGCAUCAGCCCUGCCGUUCCACGACAGCUGAAGGAUGAGGUGUUUUUCUACAAGCAGCUCACAACCUAG
Molecule: messenger RNA, 570 nt
Organism: Colletotrichum spaethianum
Lineage: Eukaryota; Fungi; Ascomycota; Sordariomycetes; Glomerellales; Glomerellaceae
Product: acetyltransferase
Exons: 2
Coding region: 1-570 (189 amino acids)
Molecular function (GO): acyltransferase activity, transferring groups other than amino-acyl groups
Source: RefSeq, a predicted model, not a curated record